This is a messenger RNA of Saccostrea cuccullata (small rock oyster), 5667 nucleotides long. RefSeq names its product synaptonemal complex protein 2-like. Bases 117 to 5027 code for a protein of 1636 amino acids. The transcript is spliced from 32 exons. NCBI's taxonomy places the organism in Eukaryota, Metazoa, Mollusca, Bivalvia, Ostreida, Ostreidae. The record is from RefSeq and is a predicted model, not a curated record.
UGUAUCAAUCGUCUGUCAUGCCAUGCUUGUUGACAUGUUAGAUGUUUACAUUAUGUUGAAUGAACAAAUGCGUUUUACGAGGGAUUGUGAAUGUCAUUGAUUAAGUAUAGCACAAAAUGAGUAAAAUGUUCCAGCUAAUCAAGGAAUGUCUGGAGAAGAGUACACAGAAAUGGGAUGCCUGUGUUGAAAGUUCACUAAUAAAGAAUGUUGACAUUGUCUGUGAGAGCCUACAAGAUUGGGAAGAAAAUGCAGAAGAACUAAGAAGUUUACAGGAAAUGUUAUAUGUCCUCUAUACAGCAGCCUCAAAUGCAGAUGUGGUCCAAAAAUUCAUCAAAGUUGGAAUAAGUCUCAUGAUAAAGAAGAUUUUUGAUGAAGUUCUUAAAAAGCACGAAAAGGGAAAAAAUGAAUGGGAAAUAAUUGAGGAACAAAUUCUGGAUGUUGUCAAUGCAUUAGCAGAGGGUUUGUCUGAGGAUAAAGAAAGUUUCCUUUUAACAUUUUGUCCAAAGUGUUUGGAAUUGAUCUUGAAGAAACAAGAGAAUUAUCUUCAUGGAAUAGAGGUUCUUAAAGGUUGCAAUAUGGUAAUGGAAAACUGUACUCUGGCAACAAAGGAAAAGAUACUGGAAAGAAAAGAUAUUCCUGGCAAAUUGAAAAGUGUAGCAGCUAAAUUAGAAAUUUUGGGAGAUUAUGAAUGUCAAGUUGGAAUAAUAGAGUGUCUCUUUCGAAUUAUCCCACGAAAGCAAAGAAUGUAUUAUGCAAAACAAUUCUUUAGUGAUGGAAAGAUUCUGCAAAGAUUCAUGCUUAUUAAGGAUGCCAACUUUGAGACAGACUGCAGAAUCUUCUUGAACGAGUUCAACUCUUCCUUGAACAAAAAGUUGGUGUAUUCCAUUCCAUGCUCUUGGGCUGUUUUAGGAGACAAAAAGCUUAUCAAGCCAAAUGAUGAUGAAUAUGAUCACUUUUGGGUAGAUUUUAAUACAGGAACAAAGAGAAUAACCUUAUUUUGUGAACAGAUAAAUGAUUCAGAGAAAGAGAGUGAAUUUUGGGAAACCAUUUCUAUCAGGAAUGAAGAUGUAAAGGAGGUAAAAAUUCAGAAGAAAAAUGGAAGCAUAAAUCUUGAAAUAAUAUUUGAAAAACCAAUUGGAGUACUGUUUCCAAGUCAGUCAUCUGUAAAAGGUCAGCAUAUGCAGAUACAUUUUCCCAAUGAUGUAGAUAUCGAGUUUGUGGUUGAGAAAACACUUCCAGAUUGUUGUAAUAUCAUUGAGAGCUCACAGAAAGCAUCUACAGUGGAGUUUCCUGUAAAGAUACAGAGAGAUUUUUUCCAUGAAGUGCCAAAGCCUGCUGCUGAGAGAAAUACUAGAAAAGCCUCUAGCCCCUGUACACCUUUGCAUCUACUUCAUAGUAACAGAAAGACAGAAAACACGGAAACUGAACAAUACAUGGCAACUGAACUCAACAGAGAAAGCAAGACAGAGAAUAACAAGGAUUUGUUGCAAAACAGGAGGAAAGUGCAGGAAGAUGAAAUUUCUCUGUCAUCAAAGGCAUCCAAUGCAGCAUCUCCACUGAAAAUCUCUUCAGCCACUUUCUAUUCAAGUGUGAUGGGCAAAAAAGAACAUAAAGUGUCCACCCCAAAGACACCAAGUCACUGUGGCAAAAAGAAAAAGAAAGUGAAAACACCUGUUGUAACUGUCACACCACCAGUUAAAAAGUUCAGAAGUCCCAGUAAUGUAGAGCAAGUGCAGAAAAAUAUAGCAGGGAAUAGGGAAAAUAAAAAGGAGGAAAACAACCAACACAAUAUGAAACAAGAGAGUUUUAAAAGUGAAACUUUUACAAAGGUAGAAAAAGUAACAGCAGCUAAAAAAGUUUCAGCAUCCAAGACUUUAUCUAAAAAGAAGACUGAAAGAACUGAAGCAGAUUUGGAAGAAUUAAAUGUUGGUGAUGCUGUUGAAAACUUGGGGAUCCAAGACAAGGCACAGCUGGAUAUUGUUGAGAAGUCCAUCAAAAUUCAAGCUCCAGUAGUUGAGAAAAAGACAUCAAAAAUGAAUUUAAAGGAAGCAAAGAAAUCAAAACCAAAAUCAAAAAGCGAGGAACAUUUAGAAGACAUGGAAUCGUUAGACACAAGAACAAAGUCAGACUUAACUGAAGAAUUCAAAAGUAUCAUGUCUACUUUUGCUAGAAGUGAAGAAAAAGUUCCUGAAUCAGAUAAUGUUAAAAAGAACAGGUCAUCAAAGUUAUCCUCAAGUAUUGUGAGACCCAGCAAAAAUAAAACCAGAGAGAAUGCAGAAAGUAUGGCAUCAUCUACCCUUAAUAAUGAAAAGCAACAAAUAUUGACAUCCAGAGAAAAUACAUCAAACAGUGUGGAAGUGAAAAUGGGGCUCACAGAACAAAUAAAUGAAAGUGAAACAGACUCUCAAACUGACGAUGACGUUUGUCUUAUGACAAAUGUGUGUAUCAGUGUACAAUCUGAUGCGGAAGAAACAGAGAAUGUUGAUAGUCAACAACAGCCUGUUGAUAGUCAAGGAGAGACUGCGAAGGAUACAGGUGUUAAAAUCACAGAGAACAAAAAUUUUAAAGGGAAAACUGAAUAUAAAGUUUCAACAGAAACUGAAAAAAGCAAAAAGAAUACUGAGAAAAGACCAGGGAGAAAGAGGAAACUUGCAACAGAGGUUAAUUUAUCACCAGUUGUGGAAAUUGAGAGACUAGAUGAUGAAAAAUUCAAAGAUGUUCAUGUUGAUAAACAGAAAACUGAAAAAGCGCAAACCGCUAAAAAAUCUAGUCAAACAGGAAAACGUCGUGGCAGACCAAAGAAAGAUGUGUCAAAUUCAGCAUUAGAUAAGAAAAUGGUGAAGAAGCCCUCAACAGGAAGUCUGUUUUCCCUGUCAGAAAAAACUCAAAGCUAUUUAGAGAAUGGAAACGAAAGAAAUGAAGUAUUUCAGUGGAAGGGUAGUGAUGAAGAAAGUGAUGCUAGCCUUGCUAAACCAACACUUAGACCACGUUCUCAAGUAAAUCUCCAAGAAAAGAGUACAGAUACGGAAAGUGAAAUAGAUGUCAUUCAGGAGAGUCAGGACAUUGCUAAGAAUGGUUACGAGUGUGCAAGUAACAAGAGUCUGAAUACAGACCUUAGCUUCAAAGAGAGUCCUUGGUACAAAUGUAUGCCAGAACACUCUAAAUACAACACAAAAUGGUUUAAAACCUAUGGGAAAGUUAGACAUCAACAGAGGGAGAGAAUGGGAGGUAUUCACUGUGUGGGAAGUAGUGGAGAUAGUCCUGCAGUCCAGAAAUUCUCUCAAAGCGUUACUAAGACUUUGUCAGUGCAGAUGACUUAUUCUUCACAAUGUGUUUCCUCUCCCAGAGGAGAUGCUGAUGUUGAUCCUUAUGUCUUUGAUGACAAUUGUUCUGAAUAUAGCAACAAUCUGAUAUCAUCAAAAGAAAAGCCUACCAAACAGAAACCUGUAAAGAGAGGGAGAAGAAAAGAUAAAACUUCCAGUGAUCUAGUUCAACAUAAAGAAAGCAGUGGUUGGAAACAGAGCAGGUCAAAGAAAGUACAUGGUGACUAUGAUGACCAAGAAAGGAAUGUUGAAAGUUGUAAUAAGGUGUCAAAAAAGAAAGGAGACAUAUGCAACUAUAAAACAAGUUUGGGAAGUAGACUUACUAAGUAUCAGUACCACAACCCAGAAAAUUCUGUUUCUGUAUAUCAUAUGGAAAAUGUUUGCCAAAUGAGUAAAGAAAAUUUGCCACCAAAGUCAAAAAAGUCAAAGAGAACAGAGAGGCAGACAUGCAGACAAAUUAGGUCUGAUGAUGAGAAUAAUUAUGCCAUCACUUGUCUGUCAAGUCCAGAGGAGGAAUGUGAUAAUGCUCCCAUGUCCAGUCCUAUGUCGGAAUCUCAAAAUUUCCCUACAUUGAUAGCAAAGUCAGGGAAACCAACAAAUUCUUAUUCAUUUGGAAAAGAGACUACUAGUAAUGAUAUUGAAGAUGUUCAUGAGAGUAGUGCUGAUUCAAGUCCUGUUCCCAGAAAAAAACACAAAAAGAGGUUGAAGGCAUUGCAGCAACUGGAUUCUAGAGCUACCAACACUCCAAAUCUCCAGCCAAGCACUCCAGAAUCUAUUUUAUCAAAGUUCAGAAAAAGUUGUGAGAAAUUGGUUGAAGAAUCAUUUUGCUCUGAGGAAAAUGUUACUUCAAGUUUGCAGACCCCUCUUCUUCCUAUCAGUCCAUAUAUUCCAAGGCAUGACCAAAAUGAGGAAUGUGAAAAUAUAGAAGAUCAGGCUUCUUCUUCACAAAAAUCUGAGACCUCUCAAGAAAGCCAGGAGUCCGUUGAAAGUGGAUGGAACCCAUCAAAGAGGAAACAAGCAGAAAGGGAGAGAAAUUUUAUCACAGAAGAGGAACAAGUAAUUGAAAAUGCUUGUCAAGUUAACUGGUUGAGAGGGAUUCAGACAAUGCAACAAUACAAAAAAGGUGAUGAUGAGAAAGAAAAUAUGUCUAUAUCUGUUAGCACUGCUUCAUCUCAAGAGAUAGAGAGUGUAGUUUCAGACAAAAUCAGUUCAUUUGGAAUUGAAAUACAGAACCAAAUGCAGGCAAAGAAAAAACAACUUGAAUCCAUGGCAAAGGAUGUUCUAAAAUCACUGGUGAAGACUUGUCUGAAGACCCAUACACAACUGAAGGAAAGCAGAACUAAAUAUAUUGAAGAAUUUCAACUCAGAAUAUCAGAAGAGCUAAAAUCUCUGGAGAAAGAUGUGAUAAGUCUGAAAAAGACAGAGGAUGAAUGUCUGAUGUAUUUUGAAGAAAAGCUUAAAGAGAUACAGAGACAUACCUAUAGCCAAGAAACAAGCAUACAAAAUAUGGUAGCUGCAAAGGAGAAAUUUGUGAAACAAAUGCAUCAUAGUGAACAGUGUGCUGAUAAAUCUCAGUUUAAAGUCAAGAAUUCCAUUAAAAAAGAGCUGAAUACACUGAAGACAAAAUUGAUAUCCAAAAAUCAACAAGAAGAAUUAGACAACAUAAAGCACUGUCUUCAGAGGUCCCUUCUGUUGGAUACCUAGCAAGUGAUCAACACAAAAAAUGGAUUUUAUAGUUUUAUUUAUAUUCUGUAACAACACAUUAUGCAAAUAUCCUCUUGCAUGAGAGUCUGUAAAUCUGAAAAAUCAUAAUCAUUGUAAAUUGUAUAUCACAAUUAUAAGUUGGCUAUGAUUACUGUUUCUGCAAAACAAAAUAUUUAUACAUAUGUACAGGUAUUACAUGUAAUAUAUAUAAAUAAUUGGAAGAAAUAUGAAUUGGAAAAACUUGUAUUUUAUUUAAAUGUGUAAUUAGUGUUUUGAAGUUCAUAUAUUAUGUAAUAACUAGUACUAGCUGAAUGAAGCAUAGAAAGCUUUACUGUGAUAUAUUUAUAUUUAGUAUGAAAUCUCUUGAAAGCAUCACACUGCCACAGACAACAUUCUGUUAUUCACACAAAAUGAAAGUUAAAAAGACCCAUAUAGUUUUUAAACAAACCAUUUUGUAAUCUCUACUUUUAAAAAGCUUAAAAACACUCCUUUUGGGUCUAUAUAUGCCUGUGAUGUAUUGACAGAUAGGCAUCAAAUUUUGUGAUAUUAUGUAAUACACUUCAGUACACACAUGUAUUGUUUGUUGUUGAUACUGUUUAUAAUUACUAUUAUAGUAAAUAAAUUAUACAUAAAUGUUUCA